AUGGCACAAGGAAAUAACUAUGGACAGAGCAGCAAUGGGGUCGCUGAUGAAUCUCCAAAUAUGUUGGUGUACAGAAAGAUGGAAGAUGUCAUAGCUCGUAUGCAAGAUGAGAAAAAUGGGAUUCCUAUUCGUACAGUCAAAAGCUUUCUCUCCAAGAUUCCCAGUGUUUUCUCUGGUUCAGACAUUGUUCAGUGGUUAACAAAGAAUUUGUCCAUAGAAGAUCCAGUGGAAGCCCUUCAUUUGGGAACACUUAUGGCAGCCCAUGGUUACUUCUUUCCUAUCUCAGACCAUGUUCUAACCCUGAAGGAUGACGGCACCUUUUAUCGGUUCCAAACACCCUAUUUUUGGCCAUCUAAUUGUUGGGAGCCGGAAAAUACAGAUUAUGCGGUUUACCUCUGCAAGCGAACAAUGCAAAACAAAGCACGGCUUGAGCUAGCAGACUAUGAAGCAGAAAGCUUGGCCAGGUUGCAACGAGCAUUUGCACGGAAGUGGGAAUUUAUUUUUAUGCAAGCAGAAGCACAAGCCAAAGUGGACAAGAAAAGGGACAAGAUAGAAAGAAAAAUCCUUGAUAGCCAGGAGAGAGCAUUCUGGGAUGUACACCGGCCAGUGCCUGGAUGUGUAAAUACGACUGAAGUUGAUAUUAAAAAGUCUUCAAGAAUGAGAAAUCCUCACAAAACAAGAAAGUCUGUUUAUGGAUUACAGAAUGAUAUUCGAAGUCAUAGUCCGACAUACACACCAGUGCCAGAAACAAAACCUCCCACAGAAGACCAAUUGUGUCAAGAGAUAAAAUAUUGGCAAAUACAGCUAGAAAGACAUCGGUUAAAAAUGUCAAAAGUUGCUGACAGUCUAUUAAGUUUUACCGAGCAGUAUGUGGAAUACGACCCUUUCCUGCAUCCAUCUGAUCCUUCUAAUCCUUGGCUGUCAGAUGACACUACUUUCUGGGAAACAGAAAUAAGCAAAGAGCCAAGUCAGCAAAGAGUAAAGCGAUGGGGCUUUGGCAUGGAUGAAGCUCUGAAAGACCCAGUGGGAAGAGAACAGUUCCUCAAAUACCUGGAGUCUGAAUUUAGUUCAGAGAAUUUAAGGUUCUGGUUAGCAGUAGAAGACCUGAAGAAGAGACCGAUCCGCGAGGUUCCUGUUAGAGUACAGGAAAUCUGGCUAGAAUUCCUUGCCCCUGGAGCACCAAGUGCCAUUAAUGUAGACUCAAAAAGUUAUGACAAAACCACACAGAAUGUGAAGAUGAAGGAACCAGGGCGACAUACAUUUGCUGAUGCUCAGGAGCACAUCUACAAGUUGAUGAAAAGUGAUUCAUAUCCACGUUUUAUACGAUCCAGUGCCUACCAGGAAUUACUGCAGGCCAAGAAGAAGUUGGGAAAUACACUGGAUCGCCGAACAUCAUUUGAGAAAUUCACACGGAAUAUGGUGAAAUCGCUCACAUCAAAGAGAUUAACCAGUCUAGUGCAGUCCUACUAAAAGGAUCAUCUUGUAGCAUGGAAGCAGACUCAGUCAUUAUACAUACUUCGUAGCUCACUAAUUGCCUGA
Molecule: messenger RNA, 1539 nt
Organism: Thamnophis elegans (Western terrestrial garter snake)
Lineage: Eukaryota; Metazoa; Chordata; Lepidosauria; Squamata; Natricidae
Gene: RGS7
Product: regulator of G protein signaling 7
Exons: 17
Coding region: 1-1470 (489 amino acids)
Biological process (GO): intracellular signal transduction; G protein-coupled receptor signaling pathway; regulation of G protein-coupled receptor signaling pathway
Source: RefSeq, a predicted model, not a curated record